Symbiodinium pilosum is the source of this 579-nucleotide messenger RNA. NCBI's taxonomy places the organism in Eukaryota, Dinophyceae, Suessiales, Symbiodiniaceae. The record is from the annotation of a GenBank genome assembly.
AUGGGAUUGUGUGUGACUCAGGACCUCGACAACAACUGUGACGGAGACGCGCUCAUAGAGAUCGUGAGACAAAUAACAGAGGCACUGGUUUGGGGUGAGCAAACCAACCACAGCCAGUUCUUCGACUUCUUUUGUGAGAAGAGCAUUUUCAGUGAUUUGGUACACGUCCUCAGCUUGAAGAAAGCAUCAAAGAAGGUCAAAUUGCAGCUGUUACAGACGUUGUCUAUGCUCAUUCAGAACAUCAACCGGAAAACGUCCGUGUACUACAUCCUGAGUAACAAUCAUGUGAACAGACUGAUGUCGACCAACAUGGACUUUGACGACGAGGAUGUUCUUGCUUAUUAUAUCACCCUCAUGAAGUCUUUGGCUAUGCGGUUAGACAAUGAAUCCAUAAAGUUCUUCUUCAUUCAGCAUCCGGAGCCAUCCUUCCCGCUCUACAUCGAAGCGACAAAAUUCUUUAGUCAUCGAGACCACAUGGUCCGGGCAACAGUCCGCACCAUCACCUUGCAGGUGUACAAGAUCGAAGACCCACCCAUGCGUCGGUUUGUCCUUCGACAUGCCGCGGAGCAUUUGCCCUAA